This is a messenger RNA of Sclerotinia sclerotiorum 1980 UF-70, 1728 nucleotides long. RefSeq lists its product as hypothetical. The record is from RefSeq and is a predicted model, not a curated record. Bases 1 to 1728 code for a protein of 575 amino acids. Lineage: Eukaryota; Fungi; Ascomycota; Leotiomycetes; Helotiales; Sclerotiniaceae. The transcript is spliced from 5 exons.
AUGGCCAUCGGUAGUCACAGACUCAUCGCCGCUCUUUUGGCAAUCUCUCAUUUUGCCAACAGCCAUUUCGUUCCUCAUCCUACCUCCCAGCGACAUGAACGAGAUACUGAUGCUGCUGCGGCAUUCACUGGUUUCUCCAUUUUCUCCAGUGGGUCCUUGUCAAGCUUGAACCUGACGUCAACUUGCGAGGCCGCGCUGUACCAAACAGUUUAUUGCGACGACGAUACUUCGUCGCUAUUAACGGAUGGUUAUGUUGACAGUUUUGACAACUCUACGGAAGAGGCCUUGUUCUGCGAUGCAGGUUGUGAAAGUUCGAUUGCGAAAUUGCACGACAGUGUGCUAGCUGCUUGUGGUGACACAGAGGGUCUGCUUGAAGGUCUUCCCUUUCUGGGAAUUGUCGAUGAGUUCUGGAGCAACUGGAACCAGUCCUGCUUCACUGAUCCUACCACCGGGGAGAACUGUAAUGCGGCCUUCUCCAAUGUAACAGACUUGUCUGAUAUCCCAAUAUCAGACUUGUGUUCGUAUUGCAACGUUCACAUGCUGGAAAUGAUGCAGGCAGAUGCCUACACAGAUGUUUAUAAUGAUAACUGGGUAACUACAUAUCAAUAUGUCGCUGAUGCAUGCAACCUGACCGUGGCCGACUUCAACGCUACAGCUAGCGCGUUCAAUGUAACCGGAGUUAUAUCAACGACGACAAACUGUGUGUCUGGGAUCACUUAUACAACCGUGGAAGGUGAUACUUGUGACUCGAUCGCUCUGGCCAAAGGUGUAUCGGCGGCAACUAUGUACUACAUCAACUCUGAUAUUAACAAUUGCUCUUCCGUCACGGUGGGAGCGACGCUCUGCCUACCUUUGACCUGCACUGAUCUCUACACGGUCCAAGAAAACGACACCUGCACCAGUAUUGCCGUGAACGCCGGACUUCUCACGGCAAAUGUAAUCUCCUACAACUCGCAUAUCAAUUGGAAUUGCAGCAAUUUGCACUCGACAGAUCCAUAUUGGGGCUCAACGCUAUGUGUAUCGACACCAGGAGGAACAUAUACGGGCCAAGCAAUGAACACCACAGCAACAUCUGACGUGGCAGUUUCCGCGCCUGCAGGCUCAACCGUGGCCUUGAACUCCACUACGGACUGCGGCGAGUGGUACGCCAACGAUGGUAGCAGCAAUCUCACGUGUGCUCAGAUCUGUCUGUCAUACGAGAUUGCUAUCAACCUGUUCACCGAAGCCAAUACAUCGUUGAAUAAGACGACCUGUGAUAAUGACCUGGUGUUAGGAAAUGCCUAUUGUGUUGAUCCAUUGACAGGCUGGGAUUGGACCGCGACUGCUUCAAGUAGUAGCAGUUCAACUACCAGUACAGCGCCAUCAAGUACAUCGAUUGUCACCGCUCCCGGACCAACACAAACUGGCAUUACCAGCGCGUGUAACAAUUAUUAUGUCACUGUCGACGGCGAUUCAUGCUCUUCUAUUGAAACAGCAUACGAUAUCACACUUGCUCAAUUCUACGCUUGGAAUCCGGCGAUUGGAAGUGAUUGCACAAACCUUUGGCUUGAGGAAGCAUACUGCGUCGGAGUAUAUGGGUCAACGGUGAUACUUGCGCUUCAAUUGAAUCAAUAUAUGAUAUUACCUGGGCUGAAUUUUAUGCUUGGAAUCCUGCGCUUGGGAGUGAUUGCACAAACCUUUGGCUUGAGGAAGCAUACUGCGUUUCCAUUUCUUGAUAUUCCGCUAUAG